Messenger RNA from Trichomycterus rosablanca, 3539 nucleotides. It is a transcript of the gene myo1ha, whose product is annotated as myosin IHa. Gene Ontology annotation, biological process: vesicle transport along actin filament; actin filament organization. The transcript is spliced from 31 exons. NCBI's taxonomy places the organism in Eukaryota, Metazoa, Chordata, Actinopteri, Siluriformes, Trichomycteridae. Gene Ontology annotation, cellular component: cytoplasm; vesicle; actin cytoskeleton. Gene Ontology annotation, molecular function: actin filament binding; ATP binding; microfilament motor activity. The annotation marks the transcript as partial. The record is from RefSeq and is a predicted model, not a curated record.
ACCAUCUCCAAUUUGCAGAAAGGUAAAGGUAAGCAACGUCAACUGGACCUGGAGCGGGCGCUCACUGCCAGGGACAAGGUGGGCGUCCAGGACUUGGUGCUUCUUGAUGCCCACAGCAGCGAGGCCGCGGUUCUGGACAACCUGAAGGAUCGUUUCUCAGAGGACCUGAUAUACACUUACAUUGGGACCCUUCUGAUCUCAGUCAACCCUUACAAAGAGCUGGACAUCUACAGCAAGAAGCACAUGGACCUGUACAUGGUGGUCAACUUUUAUGAGCUUCCACCUCACAUAUACGCGCUGGCUGAUAACGCCUACCAGACCAUGCUGUCCGAGGGCAAUAAUCACUUCAUUCUGAUCUCCGGUGAGAGCGGGGCGGGUAAAACCGAGGCCACUAAGAAGAUCCUGCAGUACUACGCCGUCAGCUGCCCCAGUAGUUCUCUGCUGGAUUCCGUCCGGGACAGGAUGCUCAUGUCUAAUCCCAUCCUGGAGGCUUUUGGAAAUGCCAAGACUCUGAAGAAUGACAACUCCAGCCGCUUCGGGAAGUAUAUGGACAUCCAGUUCGACAUUCAGGGGGAUGCAGUUGGAGGUCACAUCAUCAGCUAUCUGCUGGAGAAGUCUCGCGUGGUCCAUCAGAACCACGGUGAGAGGAACUUCCACAUCUUCUACCAGCUGCUGGAGGGAGGACGUCAGGACCUGCUGACUCAGCUCGGCCUGGAGAGAGACACGAAGCGUUAUAAGUACCUGGUCCAGGCCGAGUGUGCCAGUGUGAGCUCCAUCAAUGACACCAACGACUGGAAAUCAGUGAAAAACGCCCUCUCAUCCAUGCACUUUGAUCUCGCUGACGUUGAGCACUUGUUCAAUAUUAUUGGAAGCAUCCUGCACUUGGGGAACGUCCAGUUUGAUGGAGAUACCAAAGGUUUUGCUGUUCUUCACUCCAAUGCAGACCUGCGCUGGGUAUCGAAGCUGGUUGGGGUUCAUGUUCAGACUCUGACUGAUGUUCUGACCUACAGGAAGAUUGAAGCCAAAACAGACGAGGUUUUGUGUCCCUUCACGGUCGAUCACUCCAUCUACGCCAGGGACGCUCUAGCCAAAGCCAUCUAUGGCCGCACCUUCACCUGGCUGGUCAAUCGCAUCAACGAGUCGCUGGAGAAUCAGGACUCUACCAGGAAGACAGUAAUCGGAUUGCUUGACAUCUAUGGAUUUGAGGUUUUCUUUGUAAACAGCUUUGAGCAGUUUUGCAUUAAUUACUGUAACGAGAAGCUGCAGCAGCUCUUCAUCCAGCUCACGCUGAAGGCCGAGCAGGAGGAGUACGAGGCCGAGGGCAUCGAGUGGGAACCGGUUCAGUUCUUCAACAAUAAAAUCAUCUGUGACCUGGUGGAGGCCAAACACAGCGGAAUCAUCUCAGUACUGGAUGAUGAGUGUCUGAUGCCAGGUGAUGCCACGGAUCUCACCUUUCUGGAGAAGAUGGAGGAGAAAAUGGGCCACCAUCCUCACUUCGUCACGUAUAACCUGGCUGAAAAGAGGACUCGUAAGACUCUGGAGAGGGGCGACUUCCGCCUGCUGCAUUACGCUGGUGAGGUGACCUACUGCGUAGUGGGUUUUAUUGACAAGAACAACGACCUGCUGUACAGACACAUUAAAGAGGCAAUGCGACAGUCUAAGAACCCAAUAGUGCGUCAGUGUUUCAUCUCUGAUGAGGUGGACAGCAGGCGGAGACCAGAGACGGUGGCGACUCAGUUUAAGAACAGUCUGCAGGGGCUCGCCGAGAUCCUCAUGGCUAAACAGGCGUGGUACGUUCGCUGCCUUAAAUCCAACGAUGACAAGCAGCCAGGGAAGUUUGAUGACGUCCUGGUGAGGCAUCAGGUGAAGUAUUUAGGUCUGAUGGAGCAUCUGAGAGUCAGACGAGCAGGUUUUGCAUAUCGCAGAAGAUACGAAGACUUUCUGAAGAGGUAUAAACCGCUGUGCCCGGAUACCUGGCCGCACUGGAGAGGAGUUCCUGCUAAAGGAGUGGAGAGACUGGUGCAGCACCUCGGCUACCAGCCUGAUGAGUACAAGAUGGGCAGGACCAAAAUAUUUAUUCGCUACGCCAGGACACUGUUCGCCACUGAGGACGCCUACGAGAUCUGUAAACAUGAACUGGUUGCAAAGAUUCAAGCUAAAUACAAAGGUUAUAGAACUAGAGAAGACUUCAAAAAACAGAAAGAAGCUGCUACUAAAAUUGAGACGUGCUGGAGAGGAGUUCAAGCUCGCAAAGAACGAGAGAGACGAGCCUGGGCUGUCAAAGUCAUCAAAAAAUUUAUUAAGGGUUACAUGACGCGAGGCGAAGCUAAAACCACAGAUAACUCCGAGUACCUGGCGUUCGUCAGGCAGAGCUACCUCAACAGGCUGAAGAACAACCUACCACAAACAGUUCUGGAUAAAACCACAUGGCUCAAACCUUCACAUGUAAUGACCGAGGCAUCUGAGAUGCUGCGGCGGCUGCACACGCGCUGGUUGGUGAGGAAGUAUGUGAGAGGAAUCACUCCUCAGAGGAAAGCUCAGCUCCAGAUGAAGGUGGUAACCAGCACCAUAUUUAAGGGGAAGAAGGAAAGCUACCCUAAAAGCGUGUCUGUGCCCUUUAUUGACACCAGGAUCAGUGAGCAGGACAUUAAUGUUCGUGUCAUGCAGAUGAUAAACCAGGAACGUAUCAAGUACAGUGUUCCUGUGGUCAAAUAUGACAGGAAUGGGUUUAAGCCCAGACCAAGACAGUUGAUCCUGACUCAGGUGGCACUUUAUGUUGUAGAAGAGGCCAAAAUCAAACAGAGAGUCCAAUAUGUCUCGCUCAAAGGUGUUUCUGUCAGUAAUCUGGGUGAUACCUUCAUGAUUCUCCAUGUCGUGUGUGAUGCCCCCAAACAAAAGGGUGAUCUGGUGCUUCAGUGUGAUCAUUUAUAUGAAGUUCUGACUAAACUAAGCCUGCUCACCAAAAAGCAGGACGCCAUCAAUGUGCUCCAGGGCAGUAUAAAGUUUGAGAUCCAGGGAGGUAAGGAGAACUUUGUGGACUUCAGUACUGGGCAGGAACCUUCAGUAUUUAAAGACAAAAACGGCCAUUUGAUGGUGGUUACACCACGAAUCAAGUCCAGAUGAUGGAAACACCACGAAGACCUGGUGCUCAUGAAGUGAAAGAGAUCUGAGCUUAGUAUUCUUAAUGUGUUCACACCUCUAACAAACUGGUAAAGAAAAAGAUGAAGCUCCUCAGUACAAAGUCUAAAUAUUUAAAUAAAGAAAACAUUAAAGACUUCCAAGUGCUGGGACUGGAACCAACAUGAACCAUCAUCAAUCAAGGGUGUAUAUAGAGGAAGAUCUUUAGAACUUUCCUUUAGAACUCACCUUACAGCCGUGCUUGGAACCUUAAAGACUGAAGAUCCAGAAGAUCUGAGCUGAUGAACACAGGCGUUACAGGAUUUCUGAAACCUGUACCAUAAAGCCAUAAUGUAAACUAGAGCGGUUUUAUAUCUUGAAAUGUGUAAAACAAAUUCAGGCGAAUGAAAGGUUUUGGUAAA